Schistosoma mattheei is the source of this 501-nucleotide messenger RNA. The record is from the annotation of a GenBank genome assembly. NCBI's taxonomy places the organism in Eukaryota, Metazoa, Platyhelminthes, Trematoda, Strigeidida, Schistosomatidae.
AUGAUGAUGAUGAUGAUGAUGAGGAUGAUGAUGAUGAUGAUGAUUCUGAUGAUGAUGAUGAUGAUGAUGAUUAGGAUGAUGAUGAUGAUGAUGAUGAUGAUGAUGAUGAUGAUGAUGAUGAUGAUGAUGAUGAUGAUGAUGAUGAUGAUGAUGAUGAUGAUGAUGAUGAUGAUUAUGAUGAUGAUGAUGAUGAUGAUGAUGAUGAUGAUGAUGAUGAUGAUGAUGAUGAUGAUGAUGAUGAUGAUGAUGAUGAUGAUGAUGAUGAUGAUGAUGAUGAUGAUGAUGAUGAUGAUGAUGAUGAUGAUGAUGAUGAUGAUGAUGAUGAUGAUGAUGAUGAUGAUGAUGAUGAUGAUGAUGAUGGAUGAUGAUGAUGAUGAUGAUGAUGAUGAUGAUGAUGAUGAUGAUGAUGAUGAUGAUGAUGAUGAUGAUGAUGAUGAUGAUGAUGAUGAUGAUGAUGAUGAUGAUGAUGAGGAUGAUGAUGAUGAUGAUCAAUCGUUGUGA